AUGGACGACCACUGUCUGAACUGGGACCAGGCUGCUGUUGAAGCUUUUAGGUGGAAACUGAAAUACUUUUUCAUGAACCCUUGUGAGAAAUACAGAGCCCGGGGACGAAAACCUUGGAAACUCACACUGCAGAUUCUUAAAAUCGCCAUCACUACAAUUCAGUUGGUCUCAUUUGGACUCAGUAAUGAGAUGGUGGUCACCUUCAAAGAGGAGAAUUUGGUGUCCUUCAAACAUAUUUUCCUUAAAGGAUAUUCUGACCGAAUCACUGACACUUACACAGUGUAUACAAAGGAUGAUGUCUACGACCACAUCUUAUUUAUAGCAGAUCAGUAUAUGAACUUGCCUAACAUCACAGUUGGAAACCACGCUUAUGAUAAAAAUGAAGGAAUCUAUGCACCACUGUCCGUUUGCCAGGAUUUUUAUAGAAAUGCUAACAUUUCGUCUGAAAAUGAAACGUUUGACAUCGAUACGAAAAUUGAAACAGAAUGUGCUAAAGUUUAUCCAGGAAAGCCUCCAGCAGAAGACAUACUGGAAGAAUUCCUGAAGAAUUUAACUUUGAAUUUUAAAAGGCUUCGGUCUGUCAAUAUUAACUUUACUCUGAAGGCCAUAAAUCUACAGACCAUCGAGCAUCACGAGCUUCCUGACUGCUACAACUUUAUUGUCAUGAUUACUUUCGACAGCAGAGCUCACAGCGGACAAAUAAAAAUUAAUCUUAAGAAUGAUGUGGAUAUGUAUCAGUGCAGAGACUGGAGUGUAAAAGGAAUGUCAGGGAGACACAUCCAAUACACAUUAAUCUUUGACUGCAUAACCACUGUAGUAUGUUUGGCCUCCCUGAUUCUGUGUAGCCGUUCAAUCAUCAGUGGCAUUCAGCUGCAAUUUGAGUGCCUGCAUUUUUUCCGGACUUUCCUUGGAAAGAAUGUGCCCUGGUCCGACCGGAUGGAGUUCGUAAAUGGAUGGUAUAUACUGAUCAUUGUCAGUGAUACUCUAACCAUUGUUGGAACCAUUCUGAAAAUAGCAAUUCAGACCAAGAAUUUAACAAGCUAUGAUGUCUGUAGUUUUCUGCUGGGGACGGCUACACUGUUUACCUGGGUCGGAGUCAUUCGUUACUUAGGCUACUUUAGGAAAUAUAACAUCCUUAUCCUUACCUUGAGAGCGGCUUUUCCAAACGUGGUCCGUUUCUGCUGCUGUGCCUCCAUGAUCUACCUUGGUUACUGCUUCUGUGGUUGGAUCGUGUUGGGACCUUAUCAUGAGAAAUUCCGGACCAUGAACACCGUGUCCGAGUGCCUGUUCUCCCUCAUCAAUGGGGAUGACAUGUUCACGACAUUCAAGAACAUGCAACAGAGGAGCACCCUUGUUUGGCUAUUCAGCCGGCUAUACCUCUACUCCUUUGUGACCAUCUUCAUCUACACAGUGCUCAGCCUAUUCAUCACUGUUAUCACUGACACAUACGAGACUAUCAAGAAAAGCCAGCAAAGUGGUGUCCCUGAAUCAGAACUUCAUGCCUUCUUGGCAGAUUGUAAAGACCUACCUAAUUCAGGAAUGUUCAAGCAAGAGGAUGUAUCAUCUCCAUGCCUUUCCUGUUGUUCUCGGUAAGUUGUGGAAGUCUGGAUUGUAAUUGCAUAAAUCCACAACCCUAAUGUCACCUACAAACAAUUUUUAUGACUCUUUUAUUCUUCACAGUAGAUACCUAUGCUCUCAGUUAAGACAUCAGCAUCUUAGUGAAACUAAAGCAAUUUUAAAUGGUGUGUACAUUUAAUGCCAGUCUGCAGUCCAUUUUCAAUAAACCAAAGUCUAUUAUAAUAUGUUACAUUGU
Molecule: messenger RNA, 1813 nt
Organism: Paramormyrops kingsleyae
Lineage: Eukaryota; Metazoa; Chordata; Actinopteri; Osteoglossiformes; Mormyridae
Gene: mcoln3b
Product: mucolipin TRP cation channel 3b
Cellular component (GO): plasma membrane; lysosomal membrane
Molecular function (GO): NAADP-sensitive calcium-release channel activity
Source: RefSeq, a predicted model, not a curated record